AUGUCCUCCCAGUCUCCUUCCGGCGCUGGCAAGCGCAAGCGAAGCUCCUCGCAUCACUUGGCCGCCGAUACUCCCCAGUCGUCCACCGCAGAUCUGCUGCAGCCCUCGUCGCGAGACGCGUCUGGUGAAGAAGGCGACGAGUCCGCCGCGUCCACCCCCAAACACAAGAAAAGUUCACAAUCCAUCGAUGCCACAAGUAAUAAUGUCCCGCCGUCGAAGCGCGCCCGGACGCAAUCCAGCGCCGACGCCGAUGGUCUGUCGACGAUGAGCAAUGGGACGGGCACUGAAGGUCAUUCCAUCAGCAAGGAGGAUCCCGGCGAGCCAUCCGAAACCACCGAGGCCAGCGCCGAUAUCGAAAGCCGUUUGAAGCCCAAGAUCAGCAAGGCAGUUCUGAAUACGGGUGGGAAGAAGCAGGGCGACUCAGAAGGGUUCUUUGAUCCGCCAUUGAGAGCCGGGCUUCAGGAUCCCGUCGGCUACCAUACCAACCCUCCGCCCAAGGGCAGACCGGUUCGGGUCUACGCGGACGGCGUGUUCGACCUGUUCCACCUAGGACACAUGCGACAACUCGAACAGGCGAAAAAGGCCUUUCCUGAGGUCUAUCUCAUUGUCGGUGUAACCGGAGAUGAAGAGACACACAAGCGAAAAGGUCUUACCGUCCUUUCAGGUGCAGAGCGAGCAGAGACGGUCCGGCAUUGUAGAUGGGUGGACGAAGUCAUUCCCAACUGCCCGUGGGUCGUCACUCCGGAGUUCCUGGAAGAGCACCAGAUCGACUAUGUUGCACACGACGACCUCCCGUACAAAGCGGACGAGGGAGACGACAUCUAUGCCCCGAUCAAGGCUCAGGGUAAAUUCCUCGUGACUCAGCGAACAGAAGGCGUCAGCACGACAGGGAUCAUCACAAAGUUCGUAUUUCCCCUUUCUCAACUGCGGAAUAUGUCACUGACGCCAGUUAGGAUCGUUCGUGACUAUGAUAAAUAUAUCGCUCGUCAAUUCAAGCGGGGCGCUUCCAGACAGGAACUCAAUGUCUCGUGGCUGAAAAAGAACGAGCUUGAGAUCAAACGCCACGUGGCUGAGCUUCGCGAAAGCAUUCGAAACAACUGGACCAUGACUGGGCAGGAAUUGACAAAGGAAUUCCGCCAGUUUUGGCAGAGCAGCCGAUCGAAUAGCCCUGCGCGCAGCACCCGCAAUGGUGGCGACGUGACCAGCCCUCGUUCGGCUAGCAAUAGCGUGUCCAAGCUGCAUCUCUCGCGGCUGGACAGCUCGAAGCAACGUCCUGACACGCCUGCGUCCGGACGGAAUGAGGACUUUGCCACGGGCUACAGCCUGGGCCUGAUUGGUGGUGUCAGAGCAUGGAUGACACGGACACGGGAAUCCCUGCGUGACUUACAAAGCCAACCAACCUCGCCAACUGCAAGUGACGAGGACCGGGAGCACGACAAAGACACGUCCUCGGUUGCUGCUCAUGAGACCAGCGAAGAGCAUCCGGAUGCAGUCGGCGUGGGAUCGUAG
Rasamsonia emersonii CBS 393.64 is the source of this 1509-nucleotide messenger RNA. Its product is annotated as Choline-phosphate cytidylyltransferase. Bases 1 to 1509 code for a protein of 502 amino acids. The transcript has 3 exons. Gene Ontology annotation, molecular function: phosphatidylcholine binding; choline-phosphate cytidylyltransferase activity. Lineage: Eukaryota; Fungi; Ascomycota; Eurotiomycetes; Eurotiales; Trichocomaceae. Gene Ontology annotation, cellular component: nuclear envelope. Gene Ontology annotation, biological process: CDP-choline pathway. The record is from RefSeq and is a predicted model, not a curated record.